Molecule: messenger RNA, 980 nt
Organism: Daphnia pulicaria
Lineage: Eukaryota; Metazoa; Arthropoda; Branchiopoda; Diplostraca; Daphniidae
Exons: 2
Coding region: 115-726 (203 amino acids)
Source: RefSeq, a predicted model, not a curated record
UAUAAACCCACUCAAUCACUCAGCAAGAUAGCUCUUGAAUUCCGCAAUCGACCUUUUUUAUUUUGCCAACCACCUUUUGUCGAUCGUCACCUUUUCUUUAAUUAAAAAUAAAAAAUGAAACUAUUGAUUUCCAGCAUAUUGAUGUUGGCUGUAGCAGCCUGCGUUUACGCCGAGGCGCAACCGGAGAACAACUUCCAAGCUGGCGGCCCACAGCCUUCUUAUGACGACAACAAACCAGUCAGCGAAGGUCGAUUCAUCUUCAAAACUGUGUCGGUUACUCUUCAAACUUUGACCAUCACCUCAACCACCACCAGUGUCACAACCUGCACCACUUCCACUGCUGGCCUUUCAAUCUGCACCGCUUCCGGCCGACGCCGUCGUGGUCUCCAUUUAAGCGGAAACAAGGAAGGGCGUGGUCUUUUCUACAACGAGGAUGAAGAACACGACGACAACAACAACGUUUUCCUGCCUCAACCAAAGGAUGAGAGUUCAUCCGUGGAAUCUGGAGUCGUAUCUCUUCGCGAAGGCAGAGAGACUCCCAGUACGCCGAUCCCGUUCGAGGUUCAACCCGGGUAUGAGGUUCCCCAAGGCCAAGGACGUGUCUACUUGGCUUUCCGUACGUCGACCAUCACGACGACUUCCACCGUCACUUCCAUCGCCUCCUUGACGGCCAUCUGUAUCAGCACCACCGGAUUCCAGGUGUGCGGAUCCCAGGGCAGAAAAUAAAUCGCAACGCGUAGAAUUAUUCUCAGGAUUCAUCGAACCAGAUUGACUCUCGUUCUAUCGACUCCUCGUCCGUUAUUAUCCGACUUCCCAUUCCGACGGCUUUCCGAAUGAUUAUGAUCUUGAUUCAUUCAUGAAAUAUUUACAUUAAUUAAAGCGAUUUUGUUAAAGAUGUUAUAUUAUGUCCUCGGUCGUUCCUGUUGGGUGUUACGAUAACUCGCCCCCAUGGAAAACUGAAUACACUUUGAAUAAGCAUA